Molecule: messenger RNA, 762 nt
Organism: Didymodactylos carnosus
Lineage: Eukaryota; Metazoa; Rotifera; Eurotatoria; Philodinida; Philodinidae
Source: the annotation of a GenBank genome assembly
AUGACGAUGUUUGCGGAAAGUUUUGACCAUACUGUCGAAAAGGGCGUAAUGGAUUUGAUAUUUUUGCGAACGUGUUUACGUGAACAGUUAAAACCAGUAUUUAUUCGUAUCAAGUUACCUCAACAUAUUCAAAAUAGUAAGGCUGCUACUCAGUUAAGACUGCGAUUAUUGUUAGGUUUCAAAACAGAGUAUUAUGAUUAUGAUAAGAAAAAUGAUGAUGAUAUUAUUUCCUAUAAUCUUACUCCAGCUCAAGUAAGUGGUGCGAUAAACCUACGGCGUAUUACUGAUAAAUUUAUACACCGUUCGAGGCAUGAAUUACGCAAUACUCACGAUUUAUCUGCAAAAUAUCGAGGUAUACUAAAGGCUUUAGCGAGUGAUAAAUCAAUUAUAAUUUAUAAACCUGACAAAGGUAGAGGUAUUGUUAUCCUGGAUAGAGCUGAAUAUAUAGAAAAAAUGAAUGAUAUUGUAAGUGAUACAAAGACAUUUCGAAAAAUUACAUUUGAACCCACUAUUAGUAAAGAAGGUAAACUUAUACGGCUGUUAGGUAGUUUACGUGGUAGAGCAUUUAUUACUGAGAAUGAAUAUAAGCUAGCUAGGCCUUGCGGAUCACAAUUUGCAAGGUUAUAUGGGUUACCCAAGGUUCACAAACCAAACAGGCCUAUAAGACCAAUUCUUUCGUCGGUCAAAACGUUCAACUAUGGUCUCGGUCAUAUGCUAGCUCAACGAUUACAACAUUUACGGACUAGCCCCCAGCAUGAUUAA